Messenger RNA from Anolis sagrei ordinatus, 2006 nucleotides. RefSeq names its product BLCAP apoptosis inducing factor (gene BLCAP). Lineage: Eukaryota; Metazoa; Chordata; Lepidosauria; Squamata; Anolidae. The record is from RefSeq and is a predicted model, not a curated record.
GGCAGUGAGGUAGACGCCUCGGUUGGGGUCUUGACACGGCAAUUGCGGGGUCCUACGGAGAACGAGAGACGCAGCGAGAGAGUGAGAGAGCGAGGAAGGCGGGGAAGGCCAGGGAGAGAGAGCGGCCUAGAGAGAGAAGGGCCACUCAGGCGGAGCCAUGGCCAGGAGCGGAGACUUACUCAUACAUUAUCACAUGAUUUUAUGAAGUCUGCUGAUCUUAUUUCUGAAGAGUUGGCUGCACAGAGGAGAAGUUUUGCACUGCUGCUUUGGAUUGCUGUCAUCUCUGUGACACCUUGAUCAACCGACACCAUGUACUGCCUCCAGUGGUUACUGCCUGUUCUCCUCAUCCCCAAGCCCCUCAACCCAGCCUUGUGGUUCAGUCACUCAAUGUUCAUGGGCUUCUAUCUACUGAGUUUCCUGUUGGAGCGGAAACCUUGCACAAUCUGUGCCUUGGUCUUCUUGGCUGCUUUGUUCCUCAUCUGCUACAGUUGCUGGGGGAACUGUUUCUUGUACCACUGCUCUGGCUCCCAGCUGCCUGACUCUGCUCAUGACCCCAACAUAGUGGGCACCUAAAAUGUUCAACGGUUGCAAACUCCUCUUUUUUUCCUUUUCUUUUAAAGGGACAGUUUUAUGGGAAGGAGGUAUUCUAAGGCAUAUGAUGGGAGUACAAGCAACCUGUCUGUAUGUCUGGAUUAAAGUGUUUCAUUCAUUAUCACCUGCACUUCCAAAAUUUGCCUGUAAAAUUGUACAAAGUCUGUUCAUAGUGAUAACUGACAUUGCUGUCUGCCCAAGGGUAGCUUUUCUUCCCCCUUCUAUCUUCUGUAUUGUCUGAGCUUGGUCCUUCCAUUUCUGGUUUGGUGGUGAAGACAUCUGUUGAGUACUGCCUGACACUGGAGCAGCAUUGAUCUGACUCCUUUCCUAGAUUAGGAUGCCGCUGUUAGCCUUCUGGAAUGUGUCUUCCAGUUCUGUUGAGAGAAUUGGAAAGCCUUUUCUCCAUCUUGUGUUUGAUAAACAGCCAGUGAUUGUUCUUCUGAACGUCUGAGAGGGAACUUGCAAAUGGCUAAUAAGCUUGAGAGCUUUGUGGAGCCAGAGGCUGCUGAUUCAUCUGACCAGGCCGAACAGGAAUGUGUGUACUGCCAGAAAGCUUUCCAAACUAUUUAUCUGCCCAGAUCAUAGCUCAAAAAUUCCAGCGUCGUCAUGAUGCCACUUUUACAGCACAGGUGCUGAAGCUUGUCUCACCCCUUCCCCCUGCCAAAAAUUUACUUGUUUACAAAGGUCUUAGGUUGGGAAGAAAGCAUGCUUUGCUGUAAUGUUGUGUCCUUUUUACCAUUUUUGCUUUUGAAUUUUAAGCUCUCGGUCUUUUUAACUUGGAAAGGAAAAGGGAGUGCAGGGGUGGGGUGGGAUGGGGGUUGAACGUGCAAGUGUUGAAAUGAGAUGUAUGGGCUACUUUUCACUAUUGAAUUGGAGCUGACAUUUGAACAACAUAUUACUUGUUUCUUUUUUCACUUUCUCUGAAGUCAAAGAGUAUUAUUUUGUUCACAAGCAAAUGACCCAUGGCUCAGAUAUAUGAGAAGAAAGCAACAGACGGUUUGACUGCAGAUCCUUAUGUGAUUUCUGCAAAGCUGUUUUUUAUGGUCCCAAGAUCAUAGCUUUAUUUUUCUCCACAUACCUUCUUUCCCAAGUUUAGCUUCUUUUCUCUUGCACAUCAGCAGUUUUCAGAGAAUCGUAUCUCUUCUUUCUUCCAUAGGGAAUGAUUGCUUGUGAGAAAAAUAACCAGCCUUUGGAGGAAAGCAAACAUUCACUUUUUUUCUUGUAAUUUUAAAACGUUAUUUUCUUGUUUUGCCACUCAUUUGGCUUCGCACAAUCUUCCCUGGAGGAGUAUUGCUGAAAACUUUUUUUUCUCCAAGGGAAAGCAAUCGUGAAACUUCUACAGAGAAUUUUUAUUUUAUUUUUUGUUUGUUCAUUGCACAGCUGUUCAACAGGUUUAAUAAAGCUUUAUAAACUUU